Molecule: messenger RNA, 2173 nt
Organism: Eutrema salsugineum
Lineage: Eukaryota; Viridiplantae; Streptophyta; Magnoliopsida; Brassicales; Brassicaceae
Product: hsp70-Hsp90 organizing protein 3
Exons: 6
Coding region: 188-1900 (570 amino acids)
Molecular function (GO): Hsp90 protein binding
Source: RefSeq, a predicted model, not a curated record
UUCGAAAUUUCCAGAACUCUCUCGUCCUCCUCGUCUCUCCCAAUCGCGUAGCAUCCUCGUUUCUUCCCUCUUUUUUAAAUGUACGUCAUCAUCGCAAUCACCAAAAUGCCUAAUAAUUCGAUUCAACAGAGUCUCGUAGUAGCUAACAAAACCCUCCUUCUUCUCUUCGUAUUCGAUUCUGUUUUUAAUGGCUGAAGAAGCAAAAGCCAAAGGAAACGCCGCCUUCUCUUCCGGCGAUUGCGCCACCGCAAUUACCCAUUUCACGGAAGCGAUCAACCUCGCGCCGACUAAUCAUGUCCUUUACUCGAACCGAUCCGCCGCCUACGCUUCUCUCCACCGCUACGCAGAAGCAUUAUCCGACGCGAAGAAGACGGUGGAGCUUAAACCCGAUUGGUCUAAAGGGUACAGCCGUUUAGGCGCGGCGUACAUAGGAUUGUCUCAGUUCAAGGAAGCGACCGAUGCGUAUAAGAGAGGUUUGGAGCUUGAUCCCAACAACGAAACUCUCAAAUCGGGAUUAGCCGACGCGUCGAGACCACGCGCGGAUUCGAAUCCGUUCGUUGAGGCGUUUCAGGGGCCGGAGAUGUGGGCGAAAUUGACGGCGGAUCCGGGGACUAGGGUUUAUUUGCAGCAGCCUGAUUUCGUCAAGACGAUGCAGGAGAUUCAGAAGAACCCUAAUAAUCUUAAUCUGUAUAUGAAGGAUAAGAGAGUGAUGCAGGCGUUAGGGGUUUUGUUGGAUGUUAAGUUUGGUGGAUCGAAGGGAGAAGAUACGGAGAUGCAGGAGGCUGAUUCGUCUCCACCGGCGAGAAAAGAGCCGGAGAUGGCGAAGAAGCCUGAACCGGCGGUGGAGCCUGAACCGGAGCCUAUGGAGUUGACGGAGGAGGAUAAGGAGAAGAAGGAGAGGAAGGAGAAGGCACAAGCGGAGAAAGAGCAAGGAAACGCUUCUUACAAGAAGAAGGAUUUCGAGAAAGCUAUUGAUCAUUACACUAAGGCGAUGGAGCUAGAUGAUGAAGACAUUUCGUAUCUCACGAACCGUGCUGCUGUUUAUCUUGAGAUGGGAAAGUAUGAGGAGUGCAUUGAGGACUGUGACAGGGCUGUUGAAAGAGGCAGAGAGCUUCGUUUUGACUUCAAGAUGAUAGCAAAAGCUCUAACUAGGAAAGGAUCUGCGCUGGUGAAAAUGGCCAAAUGCUCAAAAGACUUUGAACCUGCCAUCGAGACAUUUCAGAAAGCUCUUACAGAGCAUCGCAAUCCAGAUACAUUGAAGAAACUGAAUGAUGCUGAGAAAGCCAAGAAGGAGCUGGAGCAACAGGAGUACUUUGAUCCUAAGAUAGCCGAGGAGGAGCGAGAGAAAGGUAAUGGGUUCUUUAAAGAGCAAAAGUAUCCAGAGGCAGUAAAGCAUUAUUCAGAGGCAAUCAAAAGAAACCCAAAGGAUGUGAGGGCGUACAGCAACAGAGCUGCUUGUUACACAAAGCUAGGAGCAUUACCAGAGGGAUUGAAAGAUGCUGAAAAGUGCAUCGAGCUAGACUCGAGUUUCACCAAAGGAUACAGCAGGAAAGGAGCUAUUCAAUUUUUCAUGAAGGAAUACGAUAAAGCCAUGGAGACUUAUCAAGAAGGGCUGAAACACGAUCCUAAGAACCAAGAGUUGCUUGAUGGUGUUAGAAGAUGUGUGGAACAGAUAAACAAAGCGAACCGUGGUGAUCUGACUCCGGAGGAAUUGAAGGAGAGACAAGCAAAGGCAAUGCAAGAUCCAGAAGUCCAGAACAUAUUGUCGGAUCCGGUGAUGAGACAGGUAUUGGCGGAUUUUCAAGAGAACCCAAAAGCUGCACAAGAACAUAUGAAGAACCCAAUGGUAAUGAACAAGAUACAGAAGUUGGUUAGUGCCGGUAUUGUUCAGGUCCGGUAAACUGGUUGGUUAUGUUAAACUACUAGUGUCAAACAAAUUGUAACCAAAUUUUCAUCGUGUUUUUUUGGGUCUUUGGUAAAAUUGAAAUCUUGGUUUGGUUUGGGCUAUGUUUGGUGAGUUAUUCUGGAAUUAAUCAAGUCUGUAUUGUUCUUUAGUUUUCUCCUAAUUUUAUGUUAACUUCUUCGAAUCUUUUCAAGAGUAAUUUCUCGUUGUAUUUUAAGCUUUGAAACAAAAAGCUGUAAAUCUUGUUUAUUUAUCACAAGAGACUUUUCA